This is a messenger RNA of Procambarus clarkii (red swamp crayfish), 7459 nucleotides long. Its product is annotated as m7GpppN-mRNA hydrolase. Gene Ontology annotation, biological process: nuclear-transcribed mRNA catabolic process, nonsense-mediated decay; deadenylation-dependent decapping of nuclear-transcribed mRNA. Gene Ontology annotation, cellular component: cytoplasm; P-body. The record is from RefSeq and is a predicted model, not a curated record. Gene Ontology annotation, molecular function: RNA binding; 5'-(N(7)-methylguanosine 5'-triphospho)-[mRNA] hydrolase activity; manganese ion binding. Lineage: Eukaryota; Metazoa; Arthropoda; Malacostraca; Decapoda; Cambaridae.
AAUACUACGGAGUCGGAGAGUGGUGGUUGUUUACCUCCGAGCACAACACAGGAGCAGUGGGUGCUGGCGGUGCUCUGGACAAUAUUUUUGACCAAUUUUUACAAGUUAGUGAGCACUGGUGCCGCUUCCUCCGGGGUCGAAGGUCACAGGACGAGGUUCUACUGGCUGGCACCGCACAGGACCUGGCUGGACAUAAGGAUAUAGAGGAGUAACUUGGCUUGUUGGCUGCGUCAGGUGACCAGCUCCAGCGCUCUGACGAAGUUGAUGUGUGUGGAGUUUAUAGAAGUAAAUGAUGGCACCUCCACCAGGGAUCAAAAGUACCUUCAUAAUCCCAACUGAUCUGCUUGAUGACAUUGCAAGUCGAUUUCUGCUUGAUGCUCCAGAUUCUGAACUGGGGAAUCCCAUAUCCCUGUGCUUUCUGACAGAGUUGGCUUACUGGUUCUAUCUGGACGAGUACGCAGAGGAGGAUGACUCGCUCAACAACCUCAAGUUUGAUCCAUUUGCUCAGCAGCUUUUAAAUAGAGUUGGCUUCAAACCUCAGACUGGAACCAUAGAGGAUAUGCUGCAGGGGUUCCGUGAUUUUAAACAUCGGGUGCCAACAUAUGGCGGCCUCUUGCUCAACCAGGACCUCAGCCAGGUCCUACUGGUGCAGGGUUUCUGGCACCGUGCUUCAUGGGGUUUUCCAAAGGGCAAGAUCAAUGUUGAUGAGGAACCUCAUAACUGCGCCAUCAGAGAAGUACUUGAAGAAACUGGCUAUGACAUAUCUCCACUGAUUGACCCAAGUGGGUACUUGGAAACAUCUAUUGGGGAGCAGUUUGUGCGGCUUUACAUCAUUCCAGGCGUCUCCACUACUACAGAAUUUGUACCACGCACCAAAGGAGAGAUCAAGCAACUCAAAUGGUUCCCCAUCAGCCAGCUGCCAUCACAUAAGAAUGACCGCAACUUUAAUAAGGUCAAUGGCUCGACUAACAUGUUUUACAUGGUGAUGCCCUUUGUCAAACCGCUCAGAGAAUGGCUGGCCAACCGUCAGAGGGCAGCUGUGAAUGGAACUGGUAAUGGUGCAGGGAGGGAAGGGCGAAGGCGUCACCGCAGUUCCACAACUGCAGCUGACCACAACCAGAGCUACAGCCAGACAAGACAUAGCCAUUCACCUGCCACAACUUCCGACACUGCCAAACGACCACAGCCUACCCCAGACACCAGCAGAAAGCAACAAAGUACAGCCUUUUCUUCAUACAUACAGGAGGAAGCAGCAGGUUUUGAGAGAUUGCGCAUCAACACUGACAGCUCACCUCGCAGAAGAGAGGCUUCCACCAAGGCAAAAUCACGCAAAUCUUUAUUUGGAGAACAAGAAGAAAACCCAAAGUUUACCUUCAAGAGUAGAGGGAAGGGCCGCAGCAACAAAACCAACAGAGAGAAUCAGCCAGCAAGUAAUGGAAACAGCAGUAACGCAAUCACAUGGGAAACAAAGCCGAACUUCCGCUCAUAUUCUUGGCAGAGUUUUCACAUUAACAAAAAGGAAGUUAUGGAUGCAGUCGAAAGAGUAUGGAGUAGUUCAACACUGGGCUUGUAACUAUGAUAUUGAGCAGUACAAUGGAUUCACGAUUGGGGCUGGCUGUAAAUACUUGUCACCGUCAACUUUUGUUGAUAAAGUGAUAGUGGUAAUACUUAAUUUUUUAGUUGAUUACUGUGCUUUGGGGGGGAAUAUUGGACCAGAUAUUUGCAUAGCAUUCAGAGGCUCCUCUUCAGGAUGUCUUGUGUAAGUAUUUUAUUUUUUACUCCUUUUUUCAAUAACUAUGAAAUUGAAUUGAGCAAUUAUCUCAGUUUUACAGAGCAGCUGGGUGCUUAUACAUUAUAAUACUUUAUGGAUCUCAUAAAAUUAAAAUAAAUUACGUUCAGGAUCAUACCCUCAAAAAUAUUUAGCAAAAAAAUAUUAUCAUUAUUGAAUAUGUCUUUUGUACACUGUAUACUAAACCAUACAAAAUUUCCUGGUCACAAAAGUAACUUACAAAACUACUUUUGUGGACUUAUUAAAUGGCAUUACGUGUAUAUCACACCGAGAAUUGUAAUUCUCGGUGUGAUAUUACACCUUCAAGAUUCCUUGGAGGAUAAGGCGAAUUGAAAUGACUUGCUUUACAACGUGUGAAGCACCGUUAUUUGGUGAAGAUUUUGCCAUUCUAGUGUAGAUCAGCUAACUGAUAUUAUAGGCUAACAAAUAUGAAAGUCCUGCUCAGCACUAUAUAGAAUGAUGUGGAUAUAGAUAUGUUCACAUUUAUAAAGAUUUAUGUGCAGGGAAGCAGUUUACAAGCUCACGAGGUGUACACCUUAUUAGGUGACUAGGUGAGUACAGUUUAUAUGUACUGUACCUUAAUGUUGAUACACAAGAACAAUUCAUCCACUCAUAAGGUAUACAAUAUAUACGUACUAUACCUUAACAUAGAUACACAAGAACAGCGUGCCAGCUGAGAGGGUAUACAGUAUAUGCAUACUGUGCCUGAACAUUCAUACACAAGAAAAGUUUACCAGUUCACAAGAUAUACAGUAUACACAUACUGUACCUUAACACUGAUACACAAGAAGAGUUUACCAGCGCCUGAGGUACACAGUAUAUACAUACUGUACCUUAAAAUUGAUACAAAAGGAGAACAGUUUACCAGCUCCUGAGGUACACAGUAUAUACAUACUGUACCUUAACAUUGAUACACAUGGAGAACACUUCACCAGCUCAGGAGGUAUGGCUAGACAUUAAGCUUAUACAAGAGGAGGAGCGUUCUGAGAAUAAUGCUACAAUCUGCCCGCCUGUAAAUGCUGCUUGUGUAUUUACACACACACGUUGAUUAACUUAGCGGAUGAAGAAAUGGAGUUUCUUGGGUGUUGUAGCGAUACCUCGUAAUUGUUGGCCUCGGUUUCAAAACCAUUUAUUCCAUCUAAUUCCAGAUAACUAAAUAAUUGAUGCCCAAUUAUCAAGUGUGUUGUUUGAGAUUGAAAAAAAUAAGUACACUAUAAAUGUUUAUGACAAGCAGAUUGAAAAUAAUUUGAAAAUAUAUAUUUAUACUUAUGACAAUUUUGCUGGUGUGCUACCACUACCACUUCCAAAAAGAUCAUAUAAAACCAUGGAUUGGUUCGGUAUUUUUGCCUUGUGGACAGAUGAUACAAAGCUAUUUUUCCGAUAUUUUGGUAUGGUUGAUAUAUUUGUAAAAAAAAUUGGGCAAUAUAUGUAUAACCUCAAUUCCAAACUUGGGUAAGAAAAAAGCCUGAUUUAUCUACAGAGGCUAACCUGCUUAUAACACUUAUGCAUCUGCUUCCAUUAGUCAACAUAAAACAUCUAAAAAUGGUUCUAGAAAGAGCAAUUGUUGAAAGUUAUAAUACAAAUCAAUGUUAUGAAACCUCUAGGAAGAAAUCUCCAGGAAUACUAUUUAAGACUAAUAGAUUUUAUGCUGUAUUUCUGUAGUGGCUUCAUAACUUUGAUUUGUAAUGUAACUUUCAACAAUGAUUAUUACUGAACUUUAAAUACCACUCUGGAACUUAAUGAUCACUGAAACAGAAAGAAAAGCAUGGUUUACAAUAUUGUUGUAUAUGCAUUCUUUAAUGGAUGCAUUUCUAAUUGAACACUAUGUGUGCGUGUGUGUGUGUCUGUGCGAAUUCCAUUUAUUCAUUUCUCUGGCACUGAACAAAUAUGAUUUCUAAUGUCUGUGUCCCCCUUCGUUUGUGUGCCACUCAUGCCAAAUGGUCCAAACUUGUUUGCCCUAUCUAUUUCCCAAAUUGUUUGAAUAUAGUGAUCAUGUCUCCUCUGUUCUUCUCUCUUUCACUGAUGUGAGGUUUAAUUCCUUUAGUCUUCCUCGUAACUCAACUCUUGGCUCUGGAACUAGUUUGGUGGCAUACCUCUCACCAUUCUCCAGCUCUUUUUUUUUUUUUUUGUUUAUCAAGAUAUAAACUCUAUGCUGGUGCUGCAUAUUCCAAAAUUGGUCUGACAUGUAUGGUAUAUAAGGUCCUUAAAGAUGUUCUGAAUUCUGUAGAGUUGAUUACAGAUCCUUGUUUUCUACUUACUGGAUGAGAUUUUUAUUGCUUUUCCUUUUUUUCUCUCUCUCAACUCUAGUGUAUUAUUUUUGGGUCUCAUUAUUGCCUCCAUGUUCAUUUUUGAAUUUGCGUGCCUGUACCUUAUCUAUGUCUUUCUGGAGGGUCAGAAUGGUAGCUCCCUGUUUCUAGCUGAACCUAGAUUGCUCCACACAUGUAAGUCACAUCUGUCCUUGCGAGUCCUUUAAUUGUUUACUGGAGAUCAGAGGCCAAAACUUGGGCCCCUCAUAGGUGCAGGGAGUAAGGGAUUCAUCAAAGAAACCAAACAAAGUUUCUUUGUUUUACCAAAGAAACAAACCCCCAGAAAGAAAGUGAUACAAAAGAUAGAACUGCAAGGUUCACAGAAAGUAAACAAAGCAGCAACAAUUCAGCAAAUAAUACACAAAGUAGUUAUGUUAUACCCCUGCCCUUCCCUAGAAACAGCUGGCCACCACCAGAUGGCAGCAGCAGUAGCAGCUCUCCAUGUCAACAAUCAUUAGUUCGUAUCAGACAUGUCUGACAUGCUCUUUGAGUUACCAGCUCUUUACAUCCUAGUUAUUCCAGAUAAGUGUUGGCCAUCCUUUGAACUCUCUCCUAUGAGGGCCCAUUUGCUUGUGAGUUAUUUCAGUAUUUAGUAUUUGCUUCAUGUGCAUAUUUAUGAGCCUCGUUUGUUGUGUGAACUUUGGAAACUGCUCAGCUCGAGUUGUAUGUGCUUAGAACAGUCCUUUCCUGGCCACUCAUUGAUGUUGCCCCCUGCAAUGACAGUUAUUUCCCUGGUGAGUUUGGGUGUUCGUCACAUGGAGGGUGGCUUUCUGUGGAGGGUGCCUCACUUUGAGUGGUGCAAGUAAGUAAUUAUCAAAAAGAAGGCACUAAGCUGGGAAGGCUAUGUAUCACCAUCAAAUGUGUAGGAUAUUCAAAAGGUGCUAAAUAUCACUAAGAAUGCCAAUAUGAAAACAAAAGUGCAUAAGGUGAACAAGAUCAAAGGUAUCUGAUUCACCAAGGAUUCUAUCAAGAGACAAGUGACCUCUAGGGACAGUCGGGAAGCAAGACAUGCAUACAUCCUUGAAGUCAGGACAUUCAACAAGGAUAUGCAUAACUGUAAGAGGGACAAUGCAGUCUGGGCAAAAGGAGAAUGGCUGCGCUCCAUUAAAUGCACGUGAGUUAAACGGGAAUGGCCAAUGAGGAACCUUGGUAGAGUUGUUUUCCACCACCGGUUAUGGUAGUAGGAGGAAGGCCACGGGGACACACUACUCGUAAGAGCAACAGAGCAUCAGUAACAAGACCAACGACCCUGCAAACUGGCAAGGAUUGAGGAAUGAAUAACCGGGUAGAAGUCGGAAUAAGGAACACCUUUACAGGAGAUGAGACAGGUGUGGAUAGCCUCCUUAGUGGUAGAGUCCGUACGCUCAUUUAAAAAAAACACCAAUAUGACUGGGAACCCAGCAAAACUAUAGUCUUGAGCCUGCUGGAUAUAAGAAACAGUCUAAUGUUGAAUUUUGACUACCACAGGAUGGACUGGAUUAAAGGACUACAGAGCCAUGAGGGCACUGCGAGUCAACUACAACAACAGAAGAAGAUUUACAGCGAGAAAGCAGUUGACGAAGAGCAUACAAAAUAACAAAGUUCUGGCGUAAAGAUGCUAGUCUCUGGAGGCAGGCGACACAUAUAGGUGUGGUCAGGAGAAUCAACAGUUCAAUGGUCUUGACUCCUCAGCAAAGCUCUGAGGUUGAGGGCAUUCUGGAGUACAGUAGUUGAUUAUGGGGUGCACUAGGGUUCAUGUCUUUGCACAUAUGGCCACUGAUGCUCUUCACAGCUGCAUUUCUCCUUUGAGCUGUAUAUGGUGUGAGUUCAUCCAGUGCGCAUUCCUAGUGCCUGGGUGUCCUGCUUAGUGUUUACCUUCCAGACAAGCCUUGCAGGUCUUUGGUGUGGAUCAUCAUUGAUCAUUCCACUGAGCCUGCCCUCAAUUCUAGAGGGAUGUCCAUUGGUUUUGCUGCUUGUUCCUCUCCUUUGCGAGGUGUUUGUGGACUAUUACUGACUUGUCUCAUGUUUCAGGAUGGCAUAUUUACCCAGUCUUUGUUCGGAUGUGGGCCUCGCCUGUGGUUGGUUGAGGCAGGCAUCCGUUAGAAUUGGAUUUUUGGGCAGAGUGCCUUCUUCAGUUUUCGGCUUUUCUAUUCACUCAUUUUUGGGCAUCGCGAAAGGAUGCUUCUGGUCGAGAGUUUUUGCAAUGGCACUUUCGCAGUUCGUAUUUUUGCCAGCACCUGGGGAAGGAAGCGGCAGGGAAAAUGGCUCUUUUGCCAGGACCUACAAUACAAAGGACUUCAGGGUUCUCUUCCUGUGGAUUUUCCACUGAAUCCACAGGAAAUCUGGAGGCUUCUACUGACACCAGUCCAAAUUCUACAUAUACAGUAUAACCCCCAUGCACUCAGGUGUAGGCUAAGUAGUUCAUCAACCAUAUGCUCCAGCUUCAAAUGCACAAAGAAGUCAUGUUAACAUGAUAUAUAUCAAUGAGAAUAUCAGUUGGAGCACUGAAUCCAUUUCUUGUGAAUUCAGUGGAAUCCCAGGUUGUAUAACUUAUCAUGUCAUGAUACAGGGGGUAAGGUGCAUAGCUGGGAGUACCCUGACCACUGGUUUGAGUCGCCUCACUGCUCCAGCUCAAUUUUUCAUUGAUAUAUAUCACGUUAUUGUGAUUUCUUUGGGUAUCUGAAGCUGUAAUGUACAGUUGAUGAACUACAGUAUUUCGCUACACCAGAGUGCAUGAGGAACUGUUAAACUUGGACUGGCUUCAGUAGAAGCCUCCAGACUUCCUGUGGAUUCAGUAAAAUCCCAGGUUAUAUAACUUACACUAUGUUAUAAUACUGUACAGGGGUAAGGUGAGUGGCUGGCCAUACUGAUUGCUGGUUCUAUUCACCUCAGUGCUCCAAUAUAUAUAUCACAUAAGUGUGAUUUCUUUGUGUGCGUGUGUGUUUUCAUCAUUUUUAUAUUUCUUUCAAGCAUUGGCUUGUUUUAUUUUGAUUACAUUUUUUAUUGUUUUCAUCUUUUGAGGUGAUCUCUGAUCUUCAGGCCUCCUUCGAAGAAAAAAGAACCAGAUUCGGGUAAUUAUUUUUGGUAAGUCAAUGUGGGGCUCAGAGACUUAGUAUGAUCUGGUGUAAGAUCUUGGCACUACUGAAAAGCCUACCAGAAAGGGGGUGUUUUUUAUAUUAAAUCCUUGAUUUUUAUAUGGUAUUUAUAUAUUUCAUCUCAUUCAUUGUCUUUCCUUUAGGUCUUUUUCUGGGGAAGGGGGAGCCCUGUCGGCUCUAUCCAGCUGUAUCCUCGGAGCUAUCCAGGUUGAUAUGGAUAUAUUAGCUUUUUGGCAUCAGUCACUGUGCAUGGAGUUCUUGCUUACGAAGGACCACGAGCCAGAACUUGG